AUGGCUUCUUCUAAUGCAAUGGCCAUAACAACCCUUACGCUAAGACUCCUUGCAUUAGGAUUGCUAGCAGCUUCUGUAGCCGUUCUUGCUACCGAUAGGGUCACUUUCGAUGAUGGUACCAAGGCCACUUUCAAGGACAUCGUUGCGUAUCGAUUUGUCAUCUCUACGGGCGCCAUCGGGUUUGCCUAUGCAUUGUUUCAAAUACCCUUUGCAGUAUACCAUGUAUCGACCGGAAAGCAGAUGAUCCGCAACGAAUGUUUGCCGGAGUUCGAUUUCUACGGUGAUAAGAUCAUUGCAUUUCUGUUGGCUACCGGUGUGGGGGCCGGCUUCGCAGUCUCCUUCGAGUUCAAGAAGCUGAUCCGUGAUUUCAUCGAUAGCUUCGAAAGGUUGGGCGUGCCGGGUCUCACCGAAUCCGAAUCGAAGCUCGACAAGUUCCUCGACCGAGCAAACAUCGCGACGGGCCUUCUCUUCCUUGCAUUCCUUUGCAUGGCCGCGCUUUCAGUUCUAUCAUCUUUGAAGAGAACCCCUUCUAGCAAUGGCUUCUUUGGAUGA
Molecule: messenger RNA, 552 nt
Organism: Magnolia sinica
Lineage: Eukaryota; Viridiplantae; Streptophyta; Magnoliopsida; Magnoliales; Magnoliaceae
Product: CASP-like protein 4D1
Exons: 3
Coding region: 1-552 (183 amino acids)
Source: RefSeq, a predicted model, not a curated record